Messenger RNA from Penicillium malachiteum, 1722 nucleotides. Its product is annotated as tannase. The transcript has a single exon. Bases 1 to 1722 code for a protein of 573 amino acids. The record is from RefSeq and is a predicted model, not a curated record. NCBI's taxonomy places the organism in Eukaryota, Fungi, Ascomycota, Eurotiomycetes, Eurotiales, Aspergillaceae.
AUGCGUCUUCAAAGAGGCGUCUCUGUUGCGGCAUUCGCUGCGGCUGCCUCUGCUAGUUCUCUGUCAGAGGUGUGCACUGUCUCCAACGUGGAAUCCGCUCUCCCUGCCAAUGGCACUCUCCUCGGUAUUAAUGUCCUUCCUUCGCUCACUACCGCCAACACUGCAUCCAGCGAGAGCUACGACUAUUGUAAUGUCACUUUGACUUACACCCACCCCGGAAAGGGUGAUCGUGUUGUCGUGCAGUACGGUCUUCCGGCUCCCGCGGACUACAAGAAGCGUUUCUACGUCGCCGGUGGUGGUGGCUACUCGCUGUCCACUAGUUCCACUGGUGGUCUUGAGUACGGUGCUGCUUCAGGUGCCACCGAUGCUGGCUACGACGCCUUGUCCGGUGUCAGUUAUGAUGAGGUCGUUCUGUACGGCAACGGCUCCAUCAACUGGGAUGCCACCUACAUGUUCGGCUACCAGGCUCUGGGUGAGAUGGCCCAGCUUGGCAAAUACUUCACCAAGGGCUUCUACGGUGACUCUACUAGCUCAAAGAUCUACACCUACUACGAGGGCUGCUCCGAUGGGGGUCGUGAGGGUAUGAGUCAGAUUCAGCGUUACGGAGAUGAAUAUGAUGGUGCGAUCACAGGUGCCCCUGCGUUCCGCUACGCCCAGCAGCAAGUCAACCACAUCCUCUCCUCCGUUGUCGAGCAUACUCAGGACUACUUCCCUGCCCCUUGUGCUCUGGCUAAGAUUGUCAAUGCGACCAUCGCUGCCUGUGAUCCUUUGGAUGGACGUACCGACGGUGUCAUCUCUCGCACUGACCUGUGCCAGCUGAACUUCAACCUGUCUUCUAUCAUCGGCGAGUCCUACUACUGUGCCGCUGAGACCAGCACAUCCCUUGGAUUUGGUUUCAGUAAGCGUGCUGAGGGCAGCACUACCAGCUACCAGCCUGCUCAAAACGGAACUGUGAACGCCAAUGAUGUUGCUGUCGCCCAGGCAAUCUAUGAUGGUCUUCACAACACUCAGGGUGAGCGUGCCUAUCUCUCAUGGCAAAUCGGCUCUGAGCUCUCAGAUGCUGAAACCGAGUACAACAACAACACCAAGGAAUGGGAGCUUGAUAUCACCUCGAUGGGUGGUGAAUACAUCGCCAAGUUCGUUCAGCUUCUUGAUCUUGAUAACCUCUCCACUUUGGAUGGCGUUACCUACGACACCGUUGUUGAGUGGAUGAACACUGCUAUGGUUCGCUACAUGGAUUCCCUGCAGACCACUAUCCCCGACCUUAGUACCUUCCAAGAGUCUGGUGGUAAGCUUAUCCACUACCACGGUGAAUCCGACCCUAGUGUUCCUACUGCUUCCUCUGUCCACUACUGGCAAUCCGUGAAGUCUAUCAUGUACCCCAACCUCACAGAAUCUCGAGGCCUCGCCAAGCUGCAGGAUUGGUACCAGCUGUACUUGAUUCCCGGUGCUGCUCAUUGUGGAACCAACGACCUCCAGCCUGGUCCUUACCCUGAGGAUAACAUGCAGACCAUGAUUAACUGGGUUGAGAAUGGUGUCAAGCCUUCUCGUCUUAACGCGACUGUUUCCUCUGGCGAGUAUGAGGGCGAGACUCAGAUGCUGUGCCAGUGGCCCUCGCGCCCUCUUUGGAAGAACACUACUUCCUUCGACUGUGUGUUUGAUAAGGCCUCAUACGAGAGCUGGACUUACGAGUUCCCUGCUUUCAAGGUCCCUGUUUACUAA